AUGCUCGUACCCAGCUUCGCUGCCCCCUCAUUUACUGCUCAAUACGGUCAGCAUCUUCCCCCUGAGAUCACUUCAAGCAUCAUCUUUACCCUCUACCACGACAAGGCUUUCGGAGCCCUAGCAAAGCUUCAAAGAACAUGCAAGGCAUUCUACGGUAUCUUCACGCCGCUCAUAUAUCGCCAUAUACACCUGGACCGACAAACCCUCCAUGGUCUCAUGUGUCAAUUUUUGGUGAAAGACGCGGACAGUGAAGAAUGGUGGGUUCCUCAAGAUUGGUACAAAAAAGAGAACAUGGCUCCCACUGUUGAUCCUUUGGAUCUGGAUAUGAUGGAUGUACCAUUCCAAGUCAGGAUGAGAUCUUUACUAGCCUUGGUGGAAAGUAUCACAGUUCCACAUUCUGUCAACAGCAUUACACAAGAUCCGUUCACCAACAAGAUUCAUGCAAUAGCGAGUAGCGUCUGGUCAUCAACGAAUCAAAGACUGUUUCCUAACCUCAAAUACCUAUGCCUGCAGGGGACCCCCUUCCAACCAAUUGCUGUUGGGCCUGUAUCGAUCUUCUUAGGAUCGGCCAGUGAGCCCACACACCUCUGCUUACAUUAUCCUGAGGCAUGUACCAAUAUUCCCAGCUUGUUGUGCCAGAAGGAUAACACUGUCACCAACUUGACGAUACACAACUCUUGCGGUGUGGAAUUACCCAUUCUUUCUCAAGUAGAUUUAACGAUGAUAUACAUGUCCAUAACAUGUGAUCCUUCUUGCGAAAAAUCCCGAGAUCGGAAUGGACUAUGUUCAGGGCAUUCGGCUGAAUACAAAGCUCGACAAUUAUUCUCUGCGGGUAUCAAGCAAGCUACAUUGAGUAAUAGGGAUGCCAAAACAUGGAAGAUAGGUAUGGUGGCUGAAACCCCUUCCAAGGCUGCAGAGGAGCUACAGAAGAUCCGAAUGGAAUUCAAAAGACUAGUAGUCGAGUCUUGCGGGAACCUGGACGCAGUAAGCAGCAGGAACAAAGAUGUGGAACUGAAGAAGGGAACACGUGCCUACAUUCGACAAUGCGCCAAGCAAUUUGUCGAUAACCUCAGGUGGUUGACUCCAGAUGAGUUGAAGCAUGAACCUGAUUGUGAGAUCUGCGGAGCUACGCUCAACGAUGCACACAGACCUCAUCCCUCAGGGAAAUCUGUGUAA
Kwoniella mangroviensis CBS 8507 is the source of this 1176-nucleotide messenger RNA. RefSeq lists its product as uncharacterized. Lineage: Eukaryota; Fungi; Basidiomycota; Tremellomycetes; Tremellales; Cryptococcaceae. The transcript has 2 exons. The coding region runs from base 1 to 1176 and encodes 391 amino acids. The record is from RefSeq and is a predicted model, not a curated record.